AUGGGACUGCUGACAAACGAACAGUCCCGUAACCGGGUGGUUUCUCUGUUGGUGCAGCACAACCAGAAGCUGUCUGUCCUAGUUUACCUUGCGGGAAUUUCCUGGUUCUUUGCCCUGGCAUAUCAGCCUCUGAAUGCAGCAACUUACUUUUCAGAAAAUGCACUUUUGCCAGGCCUAGUUGAGUCCCAUCUGCCGUCUGUGUUUCUUUCUGUACUGCAGUACAAGGAGCAAGUCGAGCAAGAGGCCAAGAGAGAUCCUAAAGUAACUCUUCAGGACUGGGUGUACAAGAAGUUUGAUAGUUUGGGCAUAGAGACAUUCCAGCAGAACUUUUCAGUGGUGUACCCUUUUAGAUCUCUCUCAUCAAAGGUUUGUUGGAUGUCUGCCCCUCUCAGACCAUGGCACAGAAUUCAAAGGAUCUCUGUGCAUAUUGCUGGCAUUAAAGAUGCCUCAAAACCAUACUGGAGCAAGGACAUCAUCUUUCUCUUCUCAGACUUUGAUGAGAUAGGAGCCAUGGCUUGGUUGGAUGCUUACCAUGAAACUGCAUCUCAGUACAUCCUGACCAAUGGCUUGGAAGGAAGAAGUGGCGCCAUCCAGGCGGCUAUCAACCUUGAGCUACCAUUGGACAAUAUCAAUUACUUUAAUCUCAAACUUGAAGGGCUGAAUGGUCAGCUGCCCAACUUGGACCUGGUCAACCUCUUAGUUCGACUGUGUCAGAAAGAAGGAGCUCGUGUUGCUAUACAUCAUUCCUUUGACAAAAGAUUAUCCUAUGGAGGUGACUCGUUUGACAACUAUAAAUCAUCGCUGAAGACUAUGCUGAAAAUGAUGUGGUACCAGGCAAGUGGAGCCCCGUCUGGUAACCAUGGAUUGUUUCAGAAGUUCCACAUUGAGUCUGUGACUCUUCAAGGCGUGGCCAAGAAAAAAGGCAGUCAUGACAUCACUACCGCAGCCAGGAUCAUGGAGGGUGUUUUGAGAAGUCUAAACAAUCUGCUGGAACGAUUUCAUCAGUCGUUUUUCUUCUACCUCCUGCCUUCCACAAAUCGUUACGUGUCGAUUGGCAUGUAUAUGCCUCCGUUUGGUCUGAUGGCACUAGCAGGGCUCAUCAAAAUAUCCUUUGUUGUUUUUACCUUGACCUGUCACGGCCUUGCCCUGUGGAAAGUCUCACAGAUGCAGACAAAUGCUGAAAAGAAGGAGGAUACAAAGAAGGAUGGAGCAGAUGAGUCCCCAGACAAGGAUAAAGAAAAGGAUGUUGAAGGUAUGAAAUAUAGUUUGAAAGAUGAAGCGAAAACAGCCGUUGAUGAAAGUAAAGAUAAUUUCGAAGAUGAAAUGAAAACAGCCGAGCCACUGACCAACAAAGGUGUGUUGACCAUCCUGCCGGUUUUUCUUGUGUCCAUGUUGAUGGGUUGGAUGGCCCAUCAGGGACCAGAGUUGCUGACCCGGAUAGUGCCUCGCUUCCGUAUCCAGACCGAAGAUAUGAUCAUCUACAGCUUGUUUGCCAUAUUCACAGCCGCACUGGCAUACCCAAAGUUAAUGACCAGGAAAUCCGGCAGCCCUAGCACAUUUGUUAUAGACUGGCAGCUGCUGAAGUCGAUAGCUCUGAUUGGACAGACCCUGGCGUUGACAACUAUCUCCCUUCUCAACAUCUCCCAGGCAUUCUUCUUGACUGCAUUCAUGGUCCCUGUGACAACAUUAGUCAGGCCAUCUCAGCAAAAAAUCUUCCGCUGGAUCCAGAUGCUAGCUCUCGUCUUUGUUUCUCCUCUGUCCCUCAUGUUCUUGGUGGGCCUGAUCUCAGCCUGGCCUCAGCCUUCGACCUUCGACCUCCUGCUCCAAGGCUACACCAACUGUAAGGAGCUCAUCUUUCUGGGUGUCAUGGACUCCUACCUGUUCAAUGCCUGGACAGAGACUAUCAUCACAGCGGUGAUCUUCCCCAUCUGGCUGCUAUUUUGGGCCAUCCCCUGGGUUGAUGCUGUUAAUAGUUUAUGA
Candidula unifasciata is the source of this 1980-nucleotide messenger RNA. Lineage: Eukaryota; Metazoa; Mollusca; Gastropoda; Stylommatophora; Geomitridae. The record is from the annotation of a GenBank genome assembly.